Messenger RNA from Colossoma macropomum (tambaqui), 5099 nucleotides. It is a transcript of the gene dnajb5, whose product is annotated as DnaJ heat shock protein family (Hsp40) member B5. Lineage: Eukaryota; Metazoa; Chordata; Actinopteri; Characiformes; Serrasalmidae. Gene Ontology annotation, molecular function: protein-folding chaperone binding. Bases 108 to 1184 code for a protein of 358 amino acids. The transcript is spliced from 4 exons. The record is from RefSeq and is a predicted model, not a curated record. Gene Ontology annotation, biological process: negative regulation of transcription by RNA polymerase II. Gene Ontology annotation, cellular component: cytosol.
CCUGUACAGGCGCCUGGCAGUAACUGCUGCACCGUUUAAGGUGGAACGGAACAUUCGAUUAAGAAGAAAGAAAGGGUGGUUCCGGAAGGACGCUAUCAGUCAGCACCAUGGGAAAGGAUUAUUACAAGAUCCUGGGCAUUCAGUCUGGCGCCAAUGAGGACGAGAUCAAAAAGGCCUACAGGAGGAUGGCUCUCAAAUUCCAUCCAGAUAAAAACAAGGAUCCUAAUGCUGAGGAAAAGUUCAAAGAGAUAGCAGAGGCAUAUGAAGUCCUGAGUGAUCCAAAGAAGAGGGUCAUAUAUGACCAGUAUGGAGAAGAUGGACUCAAAACUGGGGGAUCUGGCUCAUCAAGUGGACAGGGGACUACAUAUCACUACACCUUCCAUGGAGACCCACAUGCCACUUUUGCCUCUUUCUUUGGAGGUUCUAACCCCUUUGAUAUUUUUUUCGGCUCUGGACGUCACAGGGGAAGCAGCAACGGCUUUGCAGACCAUGGGGAUCAUGACAUGGACAUUGACAUGGAUGGAGAUGAUGACCCUUUCAGCUCCUUCAGCCACUUUGGCUUCAAUGGCAUCAAUGGUUUUCAUCAUGGCAGACGGCACCGCAACGAGCCUUUGCACAGUGGCAGAAGGAAGGUCCAGGACCCUCCUGUGGUGCACGAGCUGCGUGUGUCUCUUGAGGAGAUCUACCAUGGAUGUACCAAACGCAUGCGCAUCACUCGCCGCCGACUCAACCCAGAUGGAAGGACAAUGCGGACAGAAGACAAGAUCCUUAAUAUUGUCAUCAAGAGAGGCUGGAAAGAAGGGACCAAGAUCACCUUCCCCAAGGAGGGUGACGAGACGCCUGAGAACAUUCCAGCUGACAUCGCAUUCGUGCUCAAAGACAAGGGGCACCCGCACUUCAAGAGGGAUGGCUCCAACAUCAUAUACACUGCCAAAAUCAGUCUUAAGGAGGCUCUGUGUGGUUGCACAGUGAACAUUCCUACUAUGGAGAACCGAGUGAUCUCGCUGCCCUGCAAUGACAUCAUCAAACCAGGCACCAUCAAAAGACUUAGGGGUGAGGGCUUGCCUUUCCCCAAGAAUCCUUCCCAACGCGGGGACAUGAUAGUGGAAUUCCAGGUGCGCUUUCCUGACCGGAUACCUCCUCAGUCCAAAGAGAUCAUCAAGCAGCACUUACCCCAGUCUUAAAGGAAUUUCGUUGGAUCUUUUCACAAACACUAAUGCAGAGGAACGCAGAAUGUCCAGGACUGUUUUAAUUUAUUUUUUUCCCUUUUGUAAGCAGGUGGAAUUUUUUUUUGGGGAAUUUCAAAGCAGUUUGAUACCCUGAAACCCAAGGCUUUCAUCUGGGAUUUUCAUUUUUAGGAAUAGCCCAAGCUUUCUUUUUCAUUUCCCCCCCCAAGUAUUUUUUUCUUAAGGAUGACUUGCUUGAAGGCAAAAGGGAAAUAAUACAAGAAGAGGAAUCAAACUACUAGAAGAAUUCCUCCUUAAUAUUAAAUGACAGCUUCACAUGGAUGCUAUGCUGAUUUUAAAGACAGUAUUGCUUAUUUAUUGCACCAUUUUCAUGUGUCCCCCUAUUUAAAACCAUGUGAACAUGCUCAAAUUAGAAUUUUGAAUAAAGCAGAACUUAGGAUAUGCCUUUGGGUCCUUUAGAGUGAUGGGCUGCCAUAGCACCAGCAAGUUGGAUAGUAAUCAUUUGAUACAUUUGUAUGCUCAGACCCAACCCAGCAGUCUAAAGGUGCUUUGUUCUCUGUGACCAGAUUAUUAGGUGCUGUCAUUUAUUACAUGUCUUUACUGACGUGUUUACCACAUUUGCUAAUCACAGAAUCUUUGAGUGCCUUAACAUGGCUCAAACUAACGGUUCUUUUUUCACCAGAUUUUAGUGUACUGUUACAACAGUUGUUGUAAUCAAAGGACUGUAGUAUUUUCACCUCAACAAAGGCCUAUUAUGGUACUGUAUGCUCCACUGAAUAAGCAAAAAUUGUUGCAAAGAUUACGUCAGUGCAGUUUCAGCAUGCUUCUGCAUUAACUACCCCAUCUCUGCUCCCCACGUAGUUCAAGGGGAGCACCUAUUUCCCAAAUUAUGUUUGUCAUGUCCAGUAGUGUAUUUGUUCAUAUUCAGAUGCCCUACGAGAGGGGUUUCUGAUCAUGUACUGUAAUUGGGAGGAAGUUUUGACAUUGAUGUUCUGCAUUGGCUGCAAUUAGACCAGUGGUCACUAACCUUCAUUCUGGAGAUCUACUUUCUUGCAGAGUUUAAUUCCAGUCUGCAUCUAGACUCAGCCUCAGACAUUCCGUGUACAUGUUAUAUAUAGUAAGUUAAGCUGGCCAUAACUAUCUGUUUUUUUCAGUUGCAUUCUGAUUGGCUGUCUGCAUGUCAGUGUGCGUACACAAGAGCCUUUUAGAGAUAUAGCCACUGGCAGUUCAUGGAAGCACAUUUUUAAAAGUUAUUUGAGAGUUAUGUUUGGAGCUCUUAAGCAAGAUAUCUUUGCGUGUUUACUGAUACUUAUACCCAUUUGUUUCCUCACAGAUGUGUUUUUGUUGCAGACCAGUUUUGCCAAGUCACACAAAAACAAUACUGUGGUUGAUUAUUUUGCAUGUCAGUCUAACAAUGGUUCUUGGCCAUGCUAAGCUAUGAAGUGCACCAUACUCACUGGCUUUGUUCAAGAUGGGACACUGUGAACUGUGUACUGCAGAUGGCACCAGUAUAUUCUGCAUACUGCUGGCUACUCCUCAUAUGCAGUAUAUGUGGUAUGUGGUAUGCAGCAUAGUAUCCAGUAUACCCCAUUUACCAUUUGGUACCAUGUGCCUAGUCUCACAAGCCAGACUUCUGCCUACUUUUCACCACAUAACGUGGCCAAGAACUGCCUGCUUUGUCAAAAGAGGUUGUUUGAAUGCCAUGCCAAGCUACCAAUCACAGCCCGCUUUUUUGACACAUUGUGUAGAGGGUGACAAGUGUGAUAUAUGUCUUGCUCUGAAAAGCUUGAUUUUUGUCAGGUAGUCCACUGAAGUAUGAACUAUUGCUGAUUAGAAUUUAGCUGGUAAAACUUUGUUUCAUGUCUGAAUGCUUAUGCACGGAUGUGCGGAUAGAAAAUCAGAAUGCAACUGGCAAAAUCCAUUAGUUAAGGCCAGCUUUGUGUGCAAAAGAUAAACACUUCGUUACCAUGUGGGCUAAAACCACCAUAUACUUUACUACAGUGUGUGACUAAACUCUACCAACAUUUAGAGGCUGAGACGAUCAGAGCGAACAUAAUAUCUGCCUCCUUUUCUUAGCCAUCUAAUCACUGUUGCUUUUCUGCAUUGCAGGGUUGGUCAUUUCUGAUCUUGGAAGGCCAGUGUCCAGGAUGGUUUGAUGAUGCUUUCUCAGACAUAUCUAUUAAAGAUGGAAAAUAACAGAUUAGUUACAUCAAGUAUGUUUGAUCAGAUUAAUCACCUGGACACCAGCCCUACAGGACAGGAGUUGAACAUUCCUGCAUUAUGGGAUGCACUAUAUCAUGAAGAUACCAGAGUAGUACACCAUCCAGGUAUCUUUGUUGUACUGGAUAUACUCCUUCCAGUCACAUACUUCAUUUUGGUCACAUACUCCAUACCCAAAAAACUAGUGCUUUUGGGCACGGUCAGUAUGUGAGCAGGCCUUUUCAAACAUAGCCUGUGACUUCAUGCAGAAGUCUGCCUUGUGAGACUAACCUGUAUCUAGCAUGCUGUUUCCCCUCCUUUCUUGACACUAAUGCAUCUGAUUUAACCAAUCAAGGACUUUAAUUAAAUUAAUUCGCUGGAGCAGGUGUGGCAGAUGGUGGUUGGUACUAGACUCUGCAGUAAGUUAGAUCUCCAGGACCAGAGCUGGUCACCACUGCAUUAGAAUAUAUUUAGGAAUUGCUUCAAUAUUCCUUUAUCAGUGUUAAUUUUUUUUUUUAAAUGGAGGCUUAUUAAAAUGCUCCAGAGCAGGAGUUUUAUUUAAAGUAUAUCCUCAACAUGGACUUUAUCAGACAAUCAUGCAUCUUUGUCAUAUUGGGUUGAAGAGAGAUUUGAAUGUCAACAUAUAGCAGUGUAUAUAGUCAACAUAUAGCAGUGAAAUUUACCUUCAUUAGGAUUCAUUUUAGCUAUAUAUAAAGGCUUGUCUGAAACUUGUCUAAGCACUUUUAGAGUGUCUAUUUCAGAAAACUGUGAAGUCAGAAGAUGAAGGUUAGAGUAAGUUGUAAACAUGUAUCGCUCUACAUGUGUUAAAUGCGCACAGUGGUUCGAAUAUACCAGUGUUCGUUGCAAAACGGCCAUGCACAAGAGGAAAGAGAUGUGUCAGAGACAUUUCUACUUUUUAGUUUUAGUAUGACUGUUGAUACACGACAUUUUACGGUUUUAGAUGUGCAAAGUCUAUAUUAAUUAGCUACAGCUUUGAGUUUAAACAAAACAAAGAUUUAUAUACAUUUGUAUCCCUUGCAAAGGAUUUAUGAGAUAUCGCCUUUUUUGCAAUAUAGACUGCAUUUGAGUGGAAGUUUUUUCUAUGGACAAUCAAGCUCGAGCCCACAUUUCCAACCUUUUAGGUUGUCUCUAAUACAAUCAGAAUUUAUCCUCAGCACAUGUAAUAUCAGAUAUGUGCCCACACAGUUGCGCCUGUCUAAACCGGAGCAUGAACGCAAAGCCUGUUUGUUGCCCCAGAACGCUGCCUCAUAUGGGUUUGGCGCUAGGAUUCCUGUUAAUUUUGUAUCAUUUUUACACAUUAUUUAUGUGUUCCGCAAUAUAAUGUGAUCAUUUGGGAUGCUGAACCUUCUGAUACUUGGUUUUGGUUCUUGUGUCUCAGAUCAAAAGUCUUUGGAUAUGUCAAUUUUUGUAAUAUCACCUUUGAGCUCGUAUUGAGAUAAAUCCAGCUUUGUAACUGGGUUAAAAAAUGUGUGGAAUUUGCUAAGCAAGUGAUGUUCAGUAGGGAUGAAGCAGUGUGUCAGUUCACUGUGAUUUCAGUGUUGAGGCCUUUUGGACUAGUGCUUUGGCGGGGCUAAAGCUUGUUCUGAAUGUGUUGGUUUUUUUUUUCAUUUUUAGUAAUUAGGCUAUAUUAUGACCCUUUUUGGUGUUAAGGAAAAUUGUUUUACAAAGACAAGAAAUAAACCAAAAAUCUUC